Messenger RNA from Branchiostoma belcheri (Belcher's lancelet), 1576 nucleotides. RefSeq names its product retinol dehydrogenase 13-like. Bases 105 to 1028 code for a protein of 307 amino acids. Lineage: Eukaryota; Metazoa; Chordata; Leptocardii; Amphioxiformes; Branchiostomatidae. The transcript has 6 exons. The record is from RefSeq and is a predicted model, not a curated record.
CUGGCAUAACUUGUGUUAGAUUGUUCAGCAGAGCUGCUUCUGCCAACGUCAAACAUAACAGAUCAAGCUUGUCCUGGUCAAUACAACAAUAUUUGGGGACAAUCAUGGGAUCAGGACCCAGUAGGAGAUGCCAUGGUGGUGUCUGCCGCAGCGAGGCAAAGCUGGAUGGAAAAACUGUCAUCAUUACAGGGUCAAACACCGGCAUUGGCAAGGUCACUGCCAAGGACAUGGCAAGAAGAGGUGCGAGGGUCAUCAUGGCCUGCCGUGACCUGACCAGAGCAGAGGCCGCCGCCUCUGAGAUCCGUCAGGAGACCGGGAACGAGAACGUGGUGGUGGAAAAGUUGGACCUGGCUUCUCUCGCCUCUGUUCGGGAAUUCGCGACCAAAAUCAACCAGCAGGAGGGACAACUGGACAUCUUGAUCAAUAAUGCUGGUAUCAUGUUCUGCCCGCAGUGGAAGACGGCGGAUGGUUUCGAGAUGCAGUUUGGUACGAACCACCUCGGCCACUUCCUCCUCACCAACCUUCUCCUGGACAAGAUCAAGGCCUCCGCCCCGAGCCGCAUCGUUGUCGUGGCCUCGCUCGCCCACGAAUCAGGGAGAAUGAAUUUCGACGACGUCAAUAUGACAAACAACUAUAGCACGAGCAAAGCGUACAGCCAGAGCAAGCUCGCCAACAUACUGUUUGCUAGGGAACUGGCCAGGAGGCUGGAAGGCACCAAGGUGAUUGUGAACUCCCUCCACCCGGGUAUCAUUGAGACGGAGCUGCAGCGGAACAUGUCUGAGGGCUGCGGGUUCACCUACACCUGCUGCAAGUGCUGCUUCUGGUGCCUGCUGCGGUGUUGCGGCAAGUCUCAGUACAAGGGAGCCCAGACAACCAUCCACUGUGCCGUCGACGAACAGAUAGAGGGAUCCGGCCUCUACUUCUCAGACUGUGUGCCAAAGCAGCCGGCCCCACAAGCGAGGGACGAUGAAGCCGCCAAACGGCUGUGGGAUAUCAGCGAGGAAAUGGUUGGACUCAAGAAGGACUGAAGAGCUUUAGUUGUUACUUAUCAAGUGUGGUACAUUGUGUAGUUUAUGAUAGUUGAAUGUGAAGCAUAUGAGUAAUGUAUUACUGUUUUCGUGUGUUGCAUAUUGGAAUGUUUAGAACGAAUUUAUGUUAAUGACACAAUGAUUUGCAUUUGUAAUAUACUGUUAAUGUGCUAAAAUGUGACGACUGUACAAUGUAUGUGUCAGAUUAUCAAGAUGAAGUACACAACAAAAAACUCAACUCAAAGAGAUGUAAACUUCAGGAAAUAACAACAACAAUCAUCUUAUGCAUCUUAAGUAUCUGUUACAACAAUUAAACAUCUGUUACAUUAUUUCAAGUUUUUAAAAGAUGACAUGAAGUUUAAAUUAAAUUAAAAAUCACUGGAAAAGGAAACUUCUCCACUUUAUAUGUGCACCAGAACAAGUUGUCAACAGAGCUAUAAAGCUACAGAAAGACAGUCGUAACAUUAAGACAAGUGUAGUCAAAACAAACUGUAGUCUUAUAAGUGACCAAAGAAAUCCAACUAAAACCUCAAUCCAUCUCAUCUGUA